CCGGCAGCUGCACUCCCCGGGCGGGGUUCCCGGGCGCGGGUCCGCCUGCCUCGGCCGCGCGCUUCAGUUCUCCGGAUGCGCUGCGGCUUCCUGGGCGUCGCGGGCCGCGGCUGGGAGGUGUCGCUGCGAGGUGACCAUGGAGGCUGGAGGGCUCCCCCUGGAGCUGUGGCGCAUGAUCUUAGCCUACCUGCACCUCCCGGACCUAGGCCGCUGCAGCCUGGUUUGCAAGGCCUGGUACGAGCUGACCCUUAGUCUUGAUAGCACUCGCUGGCGGCAGCUAUGCCUGGGCUGCACCGAAUGCCGCCACCCCAACUGGCCCAACCAGCCGGACGUGGAGCCUGAGUCUUGGAGGGAGGCCUUCAAGCAGCAUUACCUUGCCUCGAAGACAUGGACCAAGAAUGCCCUGGACUUGGAGUCCUCUGUCUGCUUUUCUCUGUUCCGCAGAAAGAGGGAACGACGUACCCUAAGUGUCGGGCCAGGCCAUGAGUUUGACAGCCUGGGUAGUGCCUUGGCCAUGGCCAGCCUGUAUGACCGAAUUGUGCUGUUCCCAGGGGUGUAUGAGGAGCAAGGCGAAAUUAUCCUAAAAGUGCCUGUGGAGAUUGUAGGCCACGGGAAACUGGGCGAGGUGGUCCUGCUAGCCAGCAUUGACCAGCACUGCUCCACCACCCGCCUGUGCAACCUCAUCUUUAUGCCGGCCUGGUUCUCACCCAUCAUGUACAAGACCACAUCAGGUCAUGUCCAGUUUGACAACUGCAACUUUGAGAAUGGGCACAUCCAGGUCCAUGGCCCAGGCACCUGCCAAGUGAAGUUUUGUACCUUCAAAAACACCCAUGUCUUUCUGCACAACGUGCCCCUCUGUGUCCUGGAAAACUGUGAAUUCGUGGGCAGCGAAAACAACUCUGUGACUGUGGAGGGCCACCCAUCAGCAGAUAAGAACUGGGCCUACAAGUAUCUACUGGGUCUUAUCAGGUCCUCUCCCAGCUUGCUCCCCACAGAGGACUCUGACUUUUUAAUGUCCCUGGACCUAGAGAGCCGGGAUCAGGCCUGGAGUCCCAGGACCUGCGACAUUGUCAUUGAGGGCAGCCAGAGUCCUACCGUCCCUGCCUCUUGCUCCCCAAAGCCAGCCUCCAAGGCUGGCUCGCAGGAGGCAGAGGUGGGCAGCGAUGGAGAAAGGGUAGCCCAGACCCCAGACAGCAGCGAUGGAGGCCUGAGCCCCAGUGGAGAGGAUGAGGACGAGGACCAGCUCACAUACAGAUUGUCCUACCAAGUGCAGGGCCCACGCCCUGUCCUGGGGGGCUCUUUUCUGGGCCCACCAUUGCCCGGAGCAUCCAUUCAGCUACCCAGCUGCCUGGUGCUGAACUCCCUGCAGCAGGAGCUACAGAAGGACAAGGAAGCCAUGGCACUGGCCAGCUCUGUGCAGGGCUGCCUGAUCCGCAAGUGCCUCUUCCGGGAUGGGAAAGGCGGUGUCUUCGUCUGUUCUUAUGGCCGAGCCAAGAUGGAAGGAAACGUCUUCCGGAACUUGACUUACGCAGUGCGGUGCAUACAUAAUAGCAAGAUUGUCAUGCUCAGGAAUGACAUCUACCGCUGCCGGGCAUCAGGCAUCUUUCUUCGCUUGGAGGGGGGAGGUUUGAUUGCCGGCAACAACAUCUACCACAAUGCAGAGGCUGGUGUAGACAUCCGGAAGAAAUCCAAUCCACUCAUCCUGUGUAACCAGAUCCACCAUGGCCUUCGCUCUGGCAUUGUUGUCCUUGGCAACGGGAAAGGCGUCAUAAGAAACAACCAGAUCUUUUCAAAUAAGGAGGCUGGCAUUUAUAUCCUGUAUCAUGGAAAUCCAAUAGUGAGUGGGAACCACAUCUUCAAGGGGCGUGCAGCUGGCAUAGCCGUAAAUGAGAACGGCAAGGGCCUCAUCACAGAAAAUGUCAUCCGUGAAAAUCAGUGGGGAGGCGUGGACAUCCGCCGUGGAGGGAUCCCUGUUCUCAGGAGCAACCUCAUCUGCUUUGGCUACUCGGAUGGUGUGGUUGUGGGCGACGAAGGCAAAGGACUGAUAGAAGGAAACACCAUCUAUGCUAACAAGGGCUGUGGUGUGUGGAUGAUGUCAUCUAGCCUGCCCCAUGUCACCAGCAACCACGUGAGCUACAAUGGCCUGUAUGGAGUGGCAGUCUUCAGCCAAAAGGACGGCUCCAGUGAGUUCCCCGGAGGUCACGGGGCCCAGGAAAACUUCAGCGAGGAUGGGGACGCCAUCCUGUGGGAGACAGAGCUGGAGAAGGAGGAUGACCCGCUGCGCCGGCCUGUCACCGUAGCUCUCAUAGAGUCGAACAGUAUUAAUCACAAUGGAGCCUCCGGAGUGUACGUCCAGAGCAGCGAGGCCCUGCACAUCGUCACCAACGUUAUCCAUGCCAAUGGGGACAGAGGCAUCACUGUAGCCCAGAGCAGCCAGCUCACCCGUGUCACCAACAACAGCAUCUCCUGCAACCGCCAGAGUGGGGUCAAGGUUGAGGCCCAGUGUAAGGUGGAGCUCCGGGGCAAUGGUAUCUAUGACAACAGAGGCCAUGGCAUCAUUACCAAGGGUGACAGCACUGUUGUCAUCGAAAAUGACAUCAUUGGCAACCGGGGCAGUGGGCUACAGUUGCUGCCCAGGUCUGACACUAAGGUAAUAAAGAACCGGAUCCACUCAUUCCGGGCCUAUGGCAUUGCAGUGCGGGGCCAUGCCAAGGCCCUGGUGCAGGAGAACAUCAUCUUCCAGGGCAAGACCAACAAGACCAUCUUUCAGCAGAUCUCAAACAACCGAGACUGCAUUAUGGAGAACAACAAGUUCCUGGUCUUCAAAAAAAAGUCUGAUACGUGGUGCCUGGUAAACCCACCAGCACGGCCUCAUCUUGAAAACUCUCUCAGGGGCCCAUCAGCGGCCCACAGUGGGCAGAAAGUGGCAGCCAUGGCAACCAGGAUCACAGCUCGUGUGGAAGGUGGUUACCACAGCAACCACAGCAUCUUCUGCACCAUCCUGUAAGGAUGCAGACCUGCCUCUGAAGAGCUAAGGGUCAAAGGCCCUCAGGAUAGAAGCAGUGCCUGAGAAGACUCCUGGUCCAUUGCUCCUCUUGGAAAAACAGGUCCCUGGCCUCCUGGGGACUCAAAACAAGGUACCUCCAAAACGUUUCAGCUCCACAACCCUCAGCAGGAACUUGGAAGCACUUUGGAAGGAGAAAAGGGCAUGGAAGUUGGAGAGCUUCUGGUUAUUCUAACAGUUGGUAGAUUAUGAAGAGUUGGGGAAACUCAAACAUAUGUGAAACUUUGGGGUCAGGCCUCUUAGAAUUACAGGGAACAUCAUCUAACACAUACCAAACCCUCACUCUUCUCAGGAAAGAUAUUUGCUUCUGAGGAAGUGAUUGGGGUAGAGAGAACUGCUGCCCCAGAACUAGCCCCUUGUUUGGUCCUGGCCCUCCCUUGAUCCUUGCAGAGACUGCACCACACUUGAAUUGGUUUUCUUAAGGACACAGUUCUCCUAGACUGGGAUAUAGUCCUACAAGCAAGGGGAAAGGCUGUCCCAGGGAGAAGGGGACAUGAUACAAACAGUGACAAAGGGCUUCCUCAAACAUCGGGCAGAUGCAGGCUGGGUGGUUCAGGAAUGUGUGAAGCUCCAGUCCUCAAGGAGCUCCUGAGCUCAAGACAUUAGCUUGGUGCCUGCUGCAGGGCCCAGAGCCUGUGUGAGCACACCCACACCAGCUGCCCCUCCAGUUCCAGCCUUUCCAGAGGGAGGUGCCCGGGCCCUUGGUGCAUCCCCAUUCUCACGGGUAUGUCCUGCCUUUACUACCCCUGUGUCCCUGACUCCGUGCCUUGACUCAAGCUUUCCUUACUGCUCACCUUUCUCCGCACAUCUGUGUGUGCUGGUCCCAUUCAUUCUGCAAAGUUUAGCUCACACACUGCCAUUUUUAUACGGCUGUCCCCUCAUUCCAGAUGACAGUGCUGUCCUGAACCUCAGUCACACUUCCUCUGCUUCCUCAGGGCACUGAGCACUUUCUGCUUCCUUUUGAAAUGAUCUGGGGAUCUGUACCUUGUCCCACCCACUUGCCUACAAACUCUCUGAGGUGAUAGUACUGUCUGUCCCCAGGUCCCAGCCUGCAGACAUGAGGUAGGUGGCCUCAGGCAGGAGAGGAAGGCUAGCUCCCACAGGGUUCUACCUACCUGCACUGUGAACGUAUCAGGAUUGCAGAGCCAGGUGAGCUGGGACCCUACUGCUUGAGGAAGUCCAGUCUGAAUGACUUCCUUCCCACUUGGCCUUUCAUGUGGGGCCUCCACCAGCCUGCUGGGGUCACUGUCCUGCAUUUGGCCAGGCUGGUUCUUUAAGGCCCUAGGUGCUGCUCCACUGGGUGGGUGGGAGGGAGACAGAGGAAGUGAGCUCUGGCUUCUCCGAGGACCUUGGACACAGGGUUGGUCCCUCCCAGCCCCAGCACUGUUCUUUGCACUUGUUUGGUGGCCUCAAUGUGAGUUGCUGUACAAAAUGCUGCCUUUGUAAUUUUGUAAGAAAUGACUUUCUGUGAACCAAGAACUUAUGAAAAUCUCAGUAACUAAAUAAAGUUCUAUAUUUUAAAGGA
Cavia porcellus (domestic guinea pig) is the source of this 4589-nucleotide messenger RNA. RefSeq names its product F-box protein 10 (gene Fbxo10). Bases 137 to 3007 code for a protein of 956 amino acids. Gene Ontology annotation, molecular function: protein binding. The transcript has 11 exons. Gene Ontology annotation, biological process: ubiquitin-dependent protein catabolic process; regulation of apoptotic process. The record is from RefSeq and is a predicted model, not a curated record. NCBI's taxonomy places the organism in Eukaryota, Metazoa, Chordata, Mammalia, Rodentia, Caviidae.